AUGUGGAGCGCGACAAGAUGUAUCAACGCCAAGGGCGGCGCAGCGGUUGCUCUGCCACCAGGUCUGAGGCGGACGGUGUCCGCUUUGCGACGGCACAGACCACGAGACAUCACCCCGACGGCAGGAAGAUCCUCGCUCUCGUCCAUCACAGAUAACGCGUCUUCGUACGGCGCUUGCAUCGUCUUUCUGUGCAACUUUAGCCGACGGCGUUUCGCUUCGUCUUCCAGUGCUGGAGAUGACCGCGACGGCAGCACUGCAACGGGCAGCACGUCCAGAGCACCCGCCGAGCACGGCCAAGGUGCAGGCGCGCUAAAAAAGUGGCACGUUGGCUGGCGAGAUGCGGACACGCUGGGGAAACUCUUGACGCUGGCAUUCCCCACGUUCGAUCCGUACCAGGUUUCCCGAACGAGGAUGCUGAUGAAAACGCGGGAGUUGCCGGACUUGCUCCCGGAGAGGGAAGGUUUUCCGGCAUUGCGCGACUUGCGAGCGGAGGAGCACCUUCUGACGGAUGAAGUCUUCGCGGACGUCUGCAAGCAGUGGAAAAUCGCGUACGAUGCCAGCUGGGAGGACAUUCGCCACAGGCACUUGACAAAAGGGUUGGACUUGGAGACACGCGGCAAAUCGGCGAACGGGACUACGAAGAAGAAGCGCAGCCAAAGAACCGCGUCGAGUCGAAACGAAACUUCUGGACCAGGCGCCGCGGGUGCGAACAGCCACUACUACGAACCUCCGGAACUACCGACAGGCCCUUCGGACAAAGCCGUGACUUUUGCGUUACGGUGCUUAGACUUGAAGCCGUCGUGUGUGGACAAGGACGAGAUGAAGGCGCGAUGGCGAGAUGCGCUCUGGAAGUUGCACCCGGAUCGGUGUGCGGACGCGGACAGCGAGCGAAAAAUGCAACAGAUCAACGCAGCGAAGGAUUUGCUGGAAGAGAAAUUUGGAAAGUUUUAAAAAGGAUGCAUCAAAAAGACACGAAACUCAGAGCACAUGUGGAUUGUACUGACCUCGUCUGGAGGUAUGAAUAGCUGUUUUCCUAACGCUCCAUACUCCGAAUUUACUGAAAUGCUGCUUAUGAGGACAUGUCGUAUUGGUGCUUCUGCUUGCGCUUGCCAC
Molecule: messenger RNA, 1113 nt
Organism: Amoebophrya sp. A120
Lineage: Eukaryota; Dinophyceae; Syndiniales; Amoebophryaceae
Source: the annotation of a GenBank genome assembly